CAGCAUACAGGAGGUUUGGGGGAACGCUUCCACCUCCAAGCAAACUCCACGUUUCCUGUAUUUUCUGAAUUGCCUCUAUCUCUCUCUCUCUCUCACUAACUGGUCACGUGAAGAAAUGGCUCCGUGGAAUACAAAACAAAAGCCUAAAGAAAAGUAUGUGUGUGAUAUCUCAGGGCCUAAACAUCUCCCCUCUGCAAAUUGGGCAUGUCCGAGUCAUCGGAGAACUGUUGCUGCCUGUUUGGUUCAGGGUGCAUACGCUCUGGAGUAUGAUCGACAGACCCAUCAAAACUGUGCACCAGCCUGGUGGAGGAAAUUCGAUUUUGAACUAAAACACAAGCUUAUUGAUGCUGCUGAUUCAUCCAUCUUUGGCGCCAUUUAUGAAUUCGAACCCCGACAAUAUAUUCAGAACUCAUCAUCUGCUCCAAAAAUCGUUAUUGCAUUCCGAGGUACUCUCCUCAGGAAGAAGUCUUUCUGGCAGGAUAUUAAACUGGAUUUGGAUCUCUUGAUGAACGACCUUUCACGGACACGCCGGAGUGAAAUUGCAACGACAGCCGUCGUCGAAAUCGCUUCGGCUUAUGCAAGCCGGCACUUAUGGUUAGCCGGUCAUUCUCUCGGGUCAGCCAUUGCAAUGCUUGCGGGAAAAAACAUGGCCAAGAGAGGCAUCAAUCUUGAAACUUUUCUCUUCAACCCGCCCCACCCAUCAAGCAUAUUUGAAUGGAUCCAAAACCAGACGGUGAAACAAGCUGUCCAUAUCUUUAGAAACAUUAUCGCAGUUGCAGCCGCUUUGGCUAAGAGAGGCAGUCUCGAGAGUUCGCGCAAGUACUUUGCACAGAUAUCAUUUUGGAUUCCACAUCUUUUUGUGAAUUCAGAUGAUUUCUUCUGCUCAGGAUAUAUUAGAUAUUUUGAAAAUCGGGAAUAUCUGAAGAACCAUGUUGCAGCAUGCAUUGGGAGGUUGGUAGCAAGGCAUCCUUCUAUAUCUCUAUUUGGAAGGCACUCCGAGCCCUUUCACCUCCUUCCGUCUGCAAAUUUAUUAGUAAGCUCUACCGACCGAAAUGUAACAGGAUGUCCUGUCAAACGCUUCAAACUGGCACAUGGUAUCUGUCAAUGGUGGAGCCAAGAUCUGAGUUUGCAAUCCAGUAAGCAUCAUUACAGUUGAUGCUACUCAGAUGAAGUGGACUAAAUUUUUAAUCCAUCAACAGAAGAAAUCAGUAGACUUGCGUUAUACACCUUGCUAGGUGAUGCAGGGGGCAUAAUGAACCAGCCAGGGAAGUCAAGGGAGAAUCAAUUAAGAGUCUUUGGAGUCAUUUAAUGCGUUGGUCAGACUUUCUUACCAAGUUGUGUCUUGGAAAUGUAUUUUCAC
Elaeis guineensis (African oil palm) is the source of this 1360-nucleotide messenger RNA. Its product is annotated as GDSL esterase/lipase At4g10955-like. NCBI's taxonomy places the organism in Eukaryota, Viridiplantae, Streptophyta, Magnoliopsida, Arecales, Arecaceae. Gene Ontology annotation, biological process: lipid metabolic process. The record is from RefSeq and is a predicted model, not a curated record.